This is a messenger RNA of Dromiciops gliroides (monito del monte), 6644 nucleotides long. It is a transcript of the gene CADPS2, whose product is annotated as calcium dependent secretion activator 2. Lineage: Eukaryota; Metazoa; Chordata; Mammalia; Microbiotheria; Microbiotheriidae. The record is from RefSeq and is a predicted model, not a curated record. The transcript has 33 exons. Bases 646 to 5784 code for a protein of 1712 amino acids. Gene Ontology annotation, cellular component: nucleus; glutamatergic synapse. Gene Ontology annotation, biological process: positive regulation of exocytosis; synaptic vesicle exocytosis; dense core granule exocytosis.
UGCACAUCGGCCAGCACUGCAUCUGGGACUCUAGGGAAACUGGGAGAACAGUGAGGACUUGGCAGGCCCAGAGCGUCCUCCACCUUGAGCCGCAAGCAUAGCUCCAGGUCUUAGCUCAGUGAUUUUCCCUAAACUAGCCAGUUAAUCAAGGUUACAAACGGCGCGCACUUGGGAAUGCGGCGCGCGCGCAUUCCUUCCUCCCCGGACCCUUCUCCUCCCCCUCCAGCUCCCCGCUUCUUAACAUUUCAUUCCACGUGUUGCUUGUUGUAGGCUCUACAGGUUCCCCACCUGCGACCAGGACUGGCUUCCUGGGCAGCUUAUCAACUAGGUUGGGGGGCUAAGGACCUCUGCAGGAGCAAUUCCCAAGGCAACCAGGCUCGACUUUCCCCUUCGCAAACCCCGCCUUGUCAUUCCCUCUCGCUCUGGUGGCUCCCUAUUUUUUCCUCCCCAAUUCCCUCCCUCUUCCCCCCCGCCCCAACUCCUGCCCGCCCCUUUCGCCCUGGUGGUAGGAAACAGUCUGGUGCCUAAACUCGACGUGUCCGGAAAGCUGUGGCCGGUUUCCCUUUCGUUCUCCUGCAGCGCAGCUUUCCCUUCCAGGACCAGAGGGCUCAGGCGCUUGCGGGCUGAGGACAGCACUCGGACAUCAUGCUGGACCCGUCUUCCAGCGAAGAGGAGUCGGACGAAGGGGUGGAAGAGGAGAGACGCGAUGUGUUGGUGGCGGCCAGUGGCUCCCAGCGAUCCCUGCCCGCGGCUCCUCUCCGGGAAGGGCGGCGGGACCCUCCGGGGCGCCCGGGUAGCAGCAGCGCCGCCAGACCAGUCAGCCCGAGCCCCUCGGUGCUGAGCGAAGGGCGAGAGGAGCUGGAGCGACAGCAACAGGAGGAAAACGAGAAGCGCAUCCGCCUGCAGCUCUAUGUCUUUGUAGUGAGGUGCAUCGCGUACCCGUUCAACGCCAAGCAGCCCACCGACAUGGCCAGGAGGCAGCAGAAGCUUAAUAAACAACAGUUGCAGAUAUUAAAGGAACGCUUUCUGGCCUUCCUUAAUGGAGAAACCCAGAUUGUAGCAGAUGAAGCAUUUUGUAAUGCAGUUCGAAGUUAUUACGAGGUUUUCCUUAAGAGUGAUCGGGUAGCCAGAAUGGUUCACAGUGGAGGGUGUUCUGCUAAUGACUUCAGAGAUGUAUUCAAGAAGAACAUUGAAAAGAGGGUACGGAGUUUACCAGAAAUUGAUGGAUUGAGCAAAGAGACAGUGUUGAGUUCAUGGAUCGCCAAGUAUGAUGCUAUCUAUAAAGGUGAAGAGGACUUGUGCAAACAGCCAAAUCGGAUGGCACUCAGUGCUGUAUCAGAACUUAUAUUGAGCAAGGAACAACUUUAUGAAAUGUUUCAACAAAUCCUGGGUAUAAAAAAAUUGGAACAUCAGCUGCUUUAUAAUGCCUGUCAGCUGGAUAAUGCAGAUGAGCAAGCAGCCCAGAUCAGAAGGGAACUUGAUGGACGUCUACAAUUGGCAGAAAAGAUGGCAAAGGAAAGAAAAUUCCCCAAGUUUGUGGCAAAAGAAAUGGAGAACAUGUUCAUAGAAGAAAUGCGGUCUUCAGUGAAUUUGCUGAUGGCCAAUUUGGAAAGCCUUCCAGUAUCUAAAGGUGGUCCAGAAUUCAAACUGCAGAAGUUAAAGCGAUCACAGAAUUCUGCAUUCUUAGAUAUGGGGGACGAGAAUGAGAUUCAGCUGUCAAAAUCAGAUGUGGUACUGUCAUUCACUUUAGAGAUUGUUAUAAUGGAAGUUCAAGGUUUAAAGUCGGUUGCUCCAAAUCGAAUUGUUUAUUGUACAAUGGAAGUGGAAGGCGGAGAAAAACUUCAGACAGAUCAGGCUGAAGCAUCAAGGCCACAAUGGGGGACCCAAGGAGAUUUCACCACUACUCAUCCUCGACCUGUGGUCAAAGUAAAGCUCUUCACUGAAAGCACCGGAGUUCUAGCCCUUGAGGAUAAGGAAUUAGGAAGGGUGAUUUUGUAUCCAACGUCCAACAGUUCAAAGACAGCUGAAUUACACAGAAUGGUGGUUCCCAAAAAUAGCCAGGAUUCUGAUCUGAAAAUCAAAUUGGCUGUGAGAAUGGAUAAACCACCGCAUAUGAAGCACAGUGGAUAUUUAUAUGCCCUUGGACAAAAGGUUUGGAAAAGGUGGAAAAAACGAUACUUCGUUCUCGUUCAGGUCAGCCAGUACACCUUUGCUAUGUGCAGUUACAGAGAAAAGAAGUCUGAACCACAGGAGUUAAUGCAGCUUGAAGGAUAUACUGUGGACUACACGGAUCCACACUCAGGACUUCAGGGUGGCCAAAUGUUCUUUAAUGCUGUUAAAGAAGGAGAUACUGUAAUAUUUGCCAGUGAUGAUGACCAAGAUCGGAUAUUAUGGGUCCAGGCUAUGUAUAGGGCAACAGGUCAGUCAUAUAAACCUGUUCCGGCAACUCAGACCCAGAAGCUGAAUCCCAAAGGAGGAACUAUCCACGCAGAUGCUGCUCAGCUUUAUGCAGACCGUUCUCAGAAACAUGGUAUGGAUGAGUUUAUUUCUGCUAAUCCCUGCAAGUUUGACCAUGCAUCCCUCUUUAGAUUACUUCAGAGGCAGACUUUGGAUCAUAGACUGAAUGAUUCUUACUCUUGUUUGGGUUGGUUUAGCCCAGGCCAGGUCUUUGUAUUAGAUGAGUACUGUGCUCGCUAUGGAGUAAGAGGCUGUCAUAGACAUCUCUGCUACCUUACAGAAUUGAUGGAACAUUCAGAAAGUGGUGCGGUCAUUGACCCAACCCUGCUCCAUUACAGCUUUGCCUUCUGUGCAUCUCACGUGCAUGGCAACAGACCUGAUGGAAUUGGAACCGUUUCAGUGGAAGAAAAAGAAAGGUUUGAGGAGAUUAAAGAAAGGCUGUCUUCCCUUUUAGAAAACCAAAUUAGCCAUUUCAGAUACUGCUUUCCCUUUGGACGGCCUGAAGGUGCUCUCAAAGCUACGCUUUCAUUACUCGAAAGGGUUUUAAUGAAAGAUAUUGCCACUCCUAUACCAGCAGAAGAGGUGAAGAAAGUGGUCAGAAAGUGUCUAGAGGAGGCUGCCUUGAUCAAUUACACUAGACUUACAGAAUAUGCCAAAAUAGAAGGCCCAGCAGAAAAGGAAACAGAGAUCAUGAACCAAGCAUCUCCUGCUAGAAAGCUAGAGGAGGUCCUUCAUCUAGCAGAGCUCUGCAUAGAGGUAUUACAGCAGAAUGAAGAGCAUCAUUCAGAGGGAAGAGAGGCAUUUGCUUGGUGGCCAGAUCUAUUGGCUGAACAUGCAGAGAAGUUUUGGUCAUUAUUUACUGUGGACAUGGAUUCAGCACUAGAGGCUCAGCCACAAGAUUCUUGGGAUAGUUUUCCACUUUUCCAACUGCUAAAUAACUUCCUAAGAAAUGACACACUUUUGUGUAAUGGAAAGUUUCAUAAGCACUUGCAAGACAUCUUUGUUCCCCUGGUCGUCCGCUACGUGGAUCUCAUGGAAUCUUCCAUCGCCCAGUCUAUCCACAGGGGUUUUGAGCAAGAGACAUGGCAGCCUGUCAAGAACAUCGCCAACAGUCUUCCCAAUGUAGGUCUUCCAAAAGUUCCAAGUCUGCCUCUUAAUCUUCCACAGAUACCUAGCUUUUCUACACCAUCCUGGAUGGCUUCUUUAUAUGAGUCCACCAAUGGAUCGGCCACUUCAGAAGAUCUCUUUUGGAAACUGGAUGCACUGCAGAUGUUUGUCUGUGAUCUGCACUGGCCAGAACAAGAAUUUGCUCACCACUUAGAGCAAAGACUUAAACUCAUGGCCAGCGAUAUGAUUGAGGCCUGCGUCAGAAGAACAAGAAUUGCAUUUGAACUCAAGCUUCAAAAGGCCAACAAAACCACUGACCUACGCAUUCCAGCAUGUGUAUGCACGAUGUUUAACGUCUUAGUCGAUGCCAAAAAGCAAAGCACCAAGCUCUGUGCGCUGGAUGGUGGACAAGAGCUUGGUAGUCAGUGGCAACAGUAUCAUUCAAAAAUAGAUGAUUUGAUUGAAGACACUGUAAAAGACAUCAUUUCACUUCUGGUCUCAAAGUUUGUUUCAGUGUUGGAAGGGGUGCUAUCUAAGUUGUCAAGGUAUGAUGAAGGUACUUUCUUCUCAUCCAUUCUGUCAUUCACUGUGAAAGCAGCUGCAAAAUAUGUUGAUGUUCCAAAACCGGGAAUGGAUUUAUCUGAUGCCUACAUCAUGUUUGUCCGGCAAAACCAAGAUAUCCUUCGAGAAAAGGUCAAUGAAGAAAUGUAUAUAGAAAAGUUGUUUGAUAUCAGUGACAAGACGGAAAAAAGAGGCGUCUACGAUAGCAGCUUGGACCCGGCUCACACAUGCAAGGCAGACAUGGAUUGUAGUUCCCAUCACCCGACCACAAAAAUCUUAGCGACUCCUCCGUCCAGAGAGAGCCUGCCGGCUAGAGGCAACAUGAUCAGCGCUUCCAAACCCCUCGCCUUUUCCAUUGAACGAAUAAUGGCCAGAACUCCAGAACCCAAGUCUAUGCCCGUCCCCCAUUUCCUACAGGGAUCUGUACCCAAAGGAGACCCCAAGCACUCCUUGCACCUCAACUCAUCGAUCCCGUGCAUGAUUCCCUUCGUGCCGGUGACCUACGAGACCAGCCCCAAAGCAGGGAUGACGGGGUCGGAACCCAGAAAAACUAACCUGGAUUCCUCCGCGUCUUCACCGGCGUCCUCGUCCUUUAGCUGCAGUGAUCUGUUGAACUGUGCGUUGAGUCUGAAGGGAGACUUUGCCCGCGACGCUUUGCCUCUACAGCAGUAUAAAUUGGUCCGACCUCGAGUGGUCAACCACUCCUCCUUCCAUGCCAUGGGGGCUCUGUGCUAUUUCAACCGGGGCGAUAGUCCUUGUCACCCGUCGGCCAGUGUCAACAUCCACCCAGUGGCCUCAUAUUUCCUCAGUUCCCCUUUACACCCACAACCCAAGACGUAUUUAGCAGAGAGAAACAAACUGGUCGUCCCGACUGUGGAAAAAUACCCCUCGGGAGUGGCUUUCAAAGACUUGUCCCAGGCUCAGCUGCAACAUUACAUGAAAGAAAGUGCCCAGAUCCUCUCGGAAAAAAUUGCUUUCAAAAGCUCAGAAUUCAGCCGAGGCUCUCCCAACAGCAAACCCAAAGUUUUCACUUGCGAAGUGUGUGGAAAGGUAUUUAACGCGCAUUAUAACUUAACCCGUCACAUGCCGGUGCACACGGGGGCCAGACCCUUUGUUUGCAAAGUUUGCGGAAAGGGUUUCAGACAAGCGAGUACCCUCUGCCGUCACAAGAUCAUUCACACGCAGGAAAAACCUCACAAAUGUAACCAAUGUGGUAAAGCAUUUAACAGAAGUUCCACUUUAAACACUCACACUCGGAUACACGCCGGCUACAAACCUUUUGUUUGUGAAUUCUGUGGCAAAGGAUUUCAUCAAAAAGGAAAUUACAAAAACCACAAGCUGACUCACAGCGGGGAGAAGCAGUUCAAAUGCAAUAUCUGCAACAAGGCUUUCCACCAGGUCUACAAUCUGACUUUCCAUAUGCACACCCACAACGACAAGAAACCCUUCACUUGUCCCACCUGCGGCAAGGGCUUCUGUAGGAACUUUGACCUCAAGAAACACGUCCGUAAGUUGCACGAUAGCGCCCUGGGGCUGCCCCGGGCCCCAGCCGAGGCCGGCGCUGAUCCACCGCCUCCCAUGCAGCCCCAGCCUCCGAUACCGCCGCCGCCGCCUCCUCCCGGGUCAUUGCAGCCUCCUCUUCAUCAGGGCCACCAGUGAGAAAGUUGACCCGAUACCUUUGCCAGGCCCGUGGGCCCCGCUGCUUCUUCGACGAUGCUCUGUGGUGGGAAGUUGAGCGCUGAUGCGGCCUGUCACCUGGGAGCAGGCAGCACCCACCCAGUCUCCUCACCUUGGGGGAGGCUACCAGAAGGCUCUGCUGCCACCGCCCUUUGGCCUCUUUGCAUGCACCUGCUAAACGGUUUUGUGUAUUAUACUUGAUAUAGCCACUAACAGUCAUGAAAGGUUUUUUUAUUAUUUUUUUCUGUUGUUAAUUUUCUUUUCUUAAAAACAAAAUAAGACUAUUUUCAUCUCGGGUGGAGAGAUGGUGUUUUCGUUUUGUUUUUUAAAAAAGCAAAUUUCUGCUGUAUUUAUUGGGAUCUGUAUUAUCCUAUCCGGGAAUGCUGCAUCACUUUAAUUUUAUUAUUGUAUAUAUUUCCAUUGUGUUGAUUCUGCCAUCUCAAGAUGCCUGCUGAUCGCUUCAUCUCUUUCCCUUGAGUAUCACAAUACAGUAUAUUUGCAUGUAUGUGUGUGUAUAGAUAUAUACACAAUAUGUAUACACAAAAUACCUUGUAUGUGUGUACAUGUAUACAGAUAGUACCCUGCAUCAUGUGUAUAUGUAAAUAUACAUACACAUAUAUGCAUUCCCACAUUGUGUUUACAAAUUAAUGCAUACACAUACAUAUAUGCGCACAGGUGUGAGUACGUAAAGACAUACAUACAUCAAUACAUAACCUAAAAAUGCACCACACAAGCACACAGAUAUACCUACAUAUGAUCGGGCUGGUUCUUUAUGUAUGGAUUUGAAUUUCAGUUUUGAUUCUUGCACGUGAAAACUGAUUCGUUGACUGGUGAAAAUAAAU